AUGAGUGAUUGGUGUGCUACAGAGCAUAUUAAGUUUCAUCACAUCCCACCUCGAACACCACACUUUGGUGGUCUAUGGGAAGCGGCCGUAAAGUCUGAUAAAAAUCAUCUUCUUCGUACAGUCGGCGAUGCCUUUCUGACCUUUGAGGAACUAUCUUCUAUUGUUGCAGAUAUAGAAGCUAUACUAAACUCCAGGCCCAUGUAUGCUAUGUCCAGUGACCCGAGCGACGAGCAAGUGCUUACACCUGGGCAUUUCUUGAUUGGUGGACCAAUGAACGCAGUUUAUGAAACAGUGGUCACUGAUUACAAAAUGUCUGCGUUGAAGCGAUCGCAGCGACUAUCGUUAAUAAAGCAGCAUUUUUGGAAUCGGUGGUCGAAAGAGUACCUAGCCGAUUUACGAGCUAAAGGGCAAACUUCGUCAGAAAACAGAAAACAGCAACGUCAACACACUCGUUCUAGUUGGGGAUGA
Molecule: messenger RNA, 468 nt
Organism: Eupeodes corollae
Lineage: Eukaryota; Metazoa; Arthropoda; Insecta; Diptera; Syrphidae
Exons: 1
Coding region: 1-468 (155 amino acids)
Molecular function (GO): nucleic acid binding
Source: RefSeq, a predicted model, not a curated record